CUCCCGGUAGCCACGACACGACGACGUCAAGCGGACCCACCCUGUCUAGCUCGACCUCCCGACGAAACGAAACGAAAGGGAAAAGAAACCCUCGCCGCCGCCCUCUCCCCGGUCGCCGCACCGCUUGCCCUCCCAGCACCCGUAUCUCCCUGCCGCGCUCGUUGCCCCGCUCGGAGGAACCGUCCUGGCCCCGGGCUGCCGCGCGCGCCGGUUGCCUGCCCUUCCUGCUCGGAUCCUGAGAGGGCUCUCUGUUUCGACGGCGGCGGCGUUCCUGUUUUCACCGGCGUGAUUCGAUUCGAUUCAAGCCGCUGCCGGAUCCUCCUGUGGCUAAGUAGUAGUUCUAGGGUUCCGCAAGUUCCUAUAGUUGUAAAGGCAAUCAAUAUUGUUUUUUUUCCUUUUAGUUAUUUCUUAGUUUUCUCUUCUGGUUUUUUUUUUUCGUUCUUGAUUUGUUGAUGUCAACUGAGAAACUGACCGUACUCAGACAUUUCUUUACCCCCACUUUUCCAUUCUUUACGUUGCACAUAUGCUGUUAAUUCAAUAAAUUCUCCUUCAAUGUUACAUCUGACGGUAGGAGAAAAGGAAAAGAGAAAUUAGUGCCGAGGUAGUGAAGGAGAAAAGAAAGAUCAAUUUUACAUUUUACAAAAGAUAGUAAAGUGAGGAGAAUUUAUAGUUUUCUGAGAUUGAUUGUGGGAAGGAGGGUUACUGAGAGUUGACUUGUGCAAUGUCGAUGAAGAAGAGCAAUAAUGGUUAUCUUGGCGUCACUGAGCCGAUCUCACUAAGUGGACCAACUGAGAAGGAUGUUAUGCAGACAGCUGUGGUCGAAAAGUAUCUUACAGACGCAGGCCUCUAUGAGAGCCAAGAAGACGCUGUCUCACGAGAAGAGGUUUUAGGCAAGCUGGACCAGACUGUCAAAGCUUGGAUUAAGAAGGCUACUAGGAUCAGUGGAUAUGGUGAGCAAUUUGUGCAAGAAGCUAAUGCAAAGAUCUUCACAUUUGGUUCCUACCGUCUUGGGGUACAUGGUCCAGGUGCAGACAUUGACACACUAUGUGUUGGUCCAAGACAUGCUACUCGAAACGAGUACUUCUUCCGGUGGCUUCAUGAUAUGCUAGCUGACAUGCCAGAAGUUUCGGAGUUACAUCCUGUACCAGAUGCUCAUGUUCCAGUUCUUGGAUUCAAACUUAAUGGGGUCUCUAUUGACCUUCUAUAUGCAAAUCUUGCACAUGUGGUAAUUCCUGAGGGCCUAGAUCUCUCUCAGGAUUCCAUACUGCACAAUGUUGAUGAACAGACUGUUCGUAGUUUAAAUGGCUGUCGAGUUACUGAUCAAAUUUUAAAGUUGGUCCCAAACAUUCCGAGUUUCCGUACAACCUUAAGAUUCAUAAGAUAUUGGGGAAAGUGCCGCGGGGUUUACUCAAAUGUUAUGGGAUUUCUAGGUGGUAUAAACUGGGCAAUUCUGGUUGGUCGUAUAUGUCAAUUGUACCCAAAUGCUUCGCCUAGCAUGUUGAUAUCUCGGUUUUUCAGAGUUUACAGCAACUGGAAGUGGCCCAAUCCUGUUAUGCUUUGCCAUAUCGAGGAGGGUUCUCUUGCUCUCCCUGUGUGGGAUCCUAGAAGAAAUUUUAGAGACAGGGGCCAUCACAUGCCUAUUAUUACACCUGCUUACCCUUGUAUGAAUUCUAGCUAUAAUGUAUCUAGUAGUACUCGGUAUGUGAUAGUCCAAGAAUUCACACGAGCGUUUGAGAUUUGUGAGGCAAUAGAUGAUGGAAAAGCAGACUGGGAUGCAUUGUUUGAGCCGUAUCCAUUUUUUGAAUCAUAUAGAAAUUAUCUAGAGGUUAAAAUCACUGCAAGAAAUGAAGAUGACCUCAGGAAUUGGAAAGGCUGGGUGGAAUCUCGCCUUCGUACUCUUGUAUUAAAGAUUGAGCGAUAUACACAUGAGAUGAUCCUUGCACAUCCUUAUCCCAGAGAUUUCUCAGACAAAUCCAGGCCAUUACAUUGCUUUUACUUCAUGGGUCUUUGGAGAAAACAAACUGUCCAAGCUCAAGAAGCUGAGCAAUUUGACAUCAGGGGAAUUGUAAAUGAGUUUAAGAACUCUAUUUGUGCAUAUAUACAUUGGAAAGAAGGAAUGAAUAUUGAAGUGUCCCAUUUAAAAAGAAAAGAAAUCCCUUUGUUUGUUUUUCCUGGUGGAGUACGUCCUUCACGUUCUUCCAGAACAGCACACAAGAACAAUCGUACUGUACCUAGACAUGAUGUUUCAGCUGAUGGUCAGAUAGGAAAUCAAUUGGGCACUGUGAGUUGUAGUGAGGCUCAACCUCCACCAUACGAAGGCAGCUAUAUAAACCAACUGGAGCCUGGUGCUUCUGGUGGCUAUCAGUUGCCGGGGAGCACUUCUGCAUCAGCUUCCAGUUUACCCAGUAAAGAAGCUUUGAAUGGGCAUGUUAAUUUUCACACAGAAUCGCUUGAGCAUGAACAUCCAGGGCACUGUCAGGAAAGUACGUCAUCUCCUGUGAAGAAUGCUGUGUGCGAUGUAGUCAAGCAACCUAACAGUAUGCUGCCUAAUUCAAGCAAUGGCUGGCAAACAAAUGGUUUUGCUUCGGUUUUUAAAAGUUCACAAAUAGAAGCAGACAGUGCUGCAAAUAACUUGAUGAGUUUAUCACCAGCUAUUGCAGCCGAACCUGAUGAAAUUGAUGAGCUGACAUCCCAUCAAGUUAAGGCUAAUCAGAAAGAUGUAAAUGCUGAUCAGAGACCAUCUUUGGAGGGAUGUUCUGAAAAGAGCAUGGGGCAAACAUGCCCUCUGAUGUCCCAUGGUUAUAAUCAUUUGAAGCGCAAGGUCACUGAAGAGCUUGAGCCACUUGAGCUUGCUGCCCCUUUAGUUGGUGCUCCUCCUGCGUUAACAUCAACUGUCCAAAGAAAGCCCCUCAGGCUGAGAUUGACGACUGUGGCCAAAGCGAAGCCUGCUGAAGGAAGUUCCUGAAUCCAGUUUGCCCAGGAGCCAACAUAUGGAGGACUUCAUUUUUCCUUGUAUGGAAGCAAGGAUUUGUCAUAGUGCAGGGCUUGCUUUUGCGCUGCAUCUUAGCAACUGAAAGAAGAAAACAGAGACCACCAGGUGGAACUAAGGCAAUUGGAAUAAAUGUGUUUAUAUAUUGACAUAGCUGUACUCAUUGACUCCAGUCUCUUUUUUUCCUUUUUGUGUCUCCUGAUGCGGUGGAACUGGCAAAUGAAUCAAAUACAUCUGUUGUUUUUGUA
Phragmites australis (common reed) is the source of this 3237-nucleotide messenger RNA. RefSeq names its product nuclear poly(A) polymerase 1-like. Gene Ontology annotation, cellular component: nucleus. Bases 722 to 2965 code for a protein of 747 amino acids. The transcript is spliced from 12 exons. Gene Ontology annotation, molecular function: RNA binding; poly(A) RNA polymerase activity. Lineage: Eukaryota; Viridiplantae; Streptophyta; Magnoliopsida; Poales; Poaceae. The record is from RefSeq and is a predicted model, not a curated record.